Aegilops tauschii subsp. strangulata is the source of this 648-nucleotide messenger RNA. RefSeq lists its product as uncharacterized. The record is from RefSeq and is a predicted model, not a curated record. Lineage: Eukaryota; Viridiplantae; Streptophyta; Magnoliopsida; Poales; Poaceae.
AGUCCCGCCCACCUCCGCCUUCUUCUCCAGCAGCAGAUCGAGCACACUGUCACACACCCCAGAACUCUGACAACCCACAUCCAUCUCUAGCUGCUACCAGCUGAAGCACACUAGCACCAAGGAAGACGCCAUGGACGCGGUGGACUCCACGUCGCCGCCGUCGCUGCGCCACAAGCUGCGGACCACCGUGUGCGGCUGCUUCGGCUCGCCGGGCAGCGGCGACGAAAGGCCGCAAAGCGGCGGCAGGACCAGGUGGAGGCGGCGGGCGGCGGCCGCGGGGGAGUUCAGGUACGACCCGCUCAGCUACGCGCUCAACUUCGACGAGGGCGGCAGCGGCAGCGACGACGGGGCGGAGGCAGAGAACGCGGCCUUAAGGUACCCGAACUUCAGCUCGCGCCUGCCUCUCUCGCCGGCGCCGGCGUCCCGAGCCGUCGCCAUCGCCUGAAGUCCUUUGCUGCUUCUGUAGCUUUUGUCUCUCUGAUAUUUCUUCUUCUCCGAGUGAGACUGAAUCAGCUCUGUAAAAGCAGUUUAUACGGCCGUGCAAAUCGUCGCGCUGUACUAAUACCAGUGCACCAGUAGCAUCAUGUAUGCAUAUAGGAAGCAAUCAAACAAUUUUCUCAAUGCAAGAUGACUUCAUUUUCUUUUGGA